UUUUUUUUGUUACACAGGUCUAGGUGGCUCGGCGUCGAACAUCACAUCGCUAGCAAAAAUUACACAAGCGUUUUUGUUUUGAUGUUUUCCACGGUUUUUGCAAAUAGGAAUUCAAUUUCACUUCUAUCUAGGAACAGAAAACUGCAUUUUUAUUUCCGCGCGAUCUAGAUUUAUUUUCGAAACAGUGGCGGAAAAUGUUAGGUGUUUUUCUCACGUGUGUUUUAAUGUUGCACGGUUCAUCUGGUGUUGAUUCAGAGAAAGUGUCAGUGAUGGAGGGAGAUUCAGUCACUCUACACACUGGCAUCAAAACAAAUCUAAAAGACAGAAUAAAUUGGUAUUUUAAUAAUGAUCGUAUCGCUCAGAUCAGUGGAGAUCAGAGUAAGAUCUGUGCAGAUGCUGAGUGUAAAGAGAGAUUCAGAGACAGACUGAAGCUGGAUAAUGUGACUGGAUCUCUGACCAUCACAAACAUCAACACCACACACUCUGGACUCUAUACACUAGAUAUCAACAGCCGCUACACUGAAAAUAUCUUCAGUGUUUCUGUUCAUGAUGCUCCUGCCGCUGAUCAAGAAGAAAUAAAGACAGUGAAGGGAGAAUCUGUCACUUUAGAUCCUGGUGUCAUGAACAACACAAAUUGUUCGUUCACGUUUCUUUUUAAUGACGUCUGCAUCGCUGAAAUCAGUGAAGAACCCAGUAAGAGCUGCACAGAUGUUCAGUGUGAGGAUGCUGAUGAGAGAUUCAGAGACAGACUGAAGCUGGAUCAUCAGACUGGAUCUCUGACCAUCACAAACACCAGAAACACAGACUCUGGACUUUAUCAACUACAGAUCAUCAUCGACAUCAGCAGCUUCAGUAUUAGGAGGAGCAGGAGUUUCAGUCUUACUGUCACUGGUUCAGGUCUGUCUCUAGCUGCUGUAGCAGGAAUAUGUGCAGCUGUAGUUAUUCUGAUCGUGACUGCCGCUGCUGCUGGUGUAAAGUACUAUCUUGAGUAAAAGAAAGGUAAGUAUUACACACAGAUCACUGAACAAGAUGAAAUAAUAGAGUCAUUGAGUGUGCAAGAUGUGAAAAUAUGUAUUUUCAUUCUUAUUCACCAAAGUUAUCUUUCUGUG
This is a messenger RNA of Carassius carassius (crucian carp), 1109 nucleotides long. RefSeq lists its product as uncharacterized. The transcript has 4 exons. Lineage: Eukaryota; Metazoa; Chordata; Actinopteri; Cypriniformes; Cyprinidae. The record is from RefSeq and is a predicted model, not a curated record. Bases 195 to 992 code for a protein of 265 amino acids.